CUCUCUCUCUCUUUGCCGAUCAAAAAAUGGAAGGAAAACAGGGCGUGAAGGGCACAGUGACGGCGUUGUCGUCGCUGUACCCGACAGAAGAGGCCCAGAAGGCGGCGAAGCGCGUGCAGGACACGAUCGCCGAAAAGCAGCAGGAGUUGGAGCGCCUCCAUGGCUUCAUCUCCGACAACACCAACCUCAUCAACCUCGUCCAGAGACUCCCCGACAACCUCCACCACGACAUCAUGGUUCCGUUCGGGAAGGCGGCGUUUUUUCCCGGGCGUUUGGUACACACCAAUGAGUUUCUGGUUCUGUUGGGAGAAGGUUACUAUGCGGAAACGACGUCGAAAAAGGCGGCGGAGAUUCUGAAAAGAAGAGGGAAGGCUUUGGAAACCCAAGUCGAUUCCUUGAACGCCAUGAUGCAGGACCUCAAAGCUGAGGCUUCGUUUUUCCAUACAACCGCUUUCGAAGCCGCGGAGGGCAUUGUGGAGAUAAGAGAGGAUUAUGAGGAUGAAACUUCCGUCAAAAGCGAAUCCGAACCGGGACUGCUUAAGCAAGUUUCUUCUAGUUUUUCUGAAGCAGACAACAAAAGGGUUGCGGUUGAAGAUAAAGAGUUUGCUCGUAUUAUGUCCAGGAUGGAUGAACUUGAGAAAGAAGAACUAGAAGCUGACGGCAACGAUGAGAGUGAUGAAGAUGAGCCAAGUAAAGCUGAUAUGGAUAGCAUCGCGGAAAAACUAUCAAAUCAGGAGAUAAGAAAUGCAGAGAGGCCAGAGUCAAGGAAACCUCUGGAGCAGGCAAAGAAUAAAAAUGUGGCUACUGAAGAAAUUAGAAAUGCACAGCACCAUGCUCAUCAAGAUAUUGCUGAUCAGUUAAAUUGUACAGGUUUGACAGUGCAGUCCAUACCCAAAGGUGGCAUAUCAAAUGACUAUACUUUGGCUAGUGAUGUGAAAAAGCCUGCAGAGAAGACUGUGAUGCCUCCAAAAGCGGAAAACAAGGUUCGAGCAUUUACUUCUCCACAAAGUGAGGUUCCUCUGGAGACUCCAAAGCCAAAUUUUGAUAGUAAACUAGCUUUUACAGGGUCCAUUGUUGAGCACGCUGACAAUAUAGAAACAAGUUCAAGAAAACAGACUCCAUCUCAGUCAUCUGGCUCUCAACCUUCAAAGCCAGUGUCAAGAUUCAAGAUGCAUAGAAGAUAGUUAGCGCUACAAAAAGUGGAAGGAGAAAUGAGAAGGAUACAACGAGCAGCUGCUAAUACAACUCAAGAUACUGAUCUGCCUUGGUCGAUAAAGGCUGGUCUGAAAUUCCAGUUAAAAGUUUUGAAGAAGUUGGUGGAAGGGUGAACCAAAAAAUCUCCCAAGUUUUGUGUAAAGCAGAUCUUUGUUUAGCUUAAAAAUUAGGGGUGGCAAUUCGUGUCA
This is a messenger RNA of Morus notabilis, 1403 nucleotides long. Its product is annotated as RNA polymerase II subunit 5-mediating protein homolog. The transcript has 11 exons. NCBI's taxonomy places the organism in Eukaryota, Viridiplantae, Streptophyta, Magnoliopsida, Rosales, Moraceae. The record is from RefSeq and is a predicted model, not a curated record. Gene Ontology annotation, biological process: negative regulation of phosphatase activity; negative regulation of transcription by RNA polymerase II. Bases 27 to 1184 code for a protein of 385 amino acids. Gene Ontology annotation, molecular function: chromatin binding; phosphatase inhibitor activity; transcription corepressor activity.